Molecule: messenger RNA, 846 nt
Organism: Cladophialophora yegresii CBS 114405
Lineage: Eukaryota; Fungi; Ascomycota; Eurotiomycetes; Chaetothyriales; Herpotrichiellaceae
Exons: 2
Coding region: 1-846 (281 amino acids)
Biological process (GO): positive regulation of transcription from RNA polymerase II promoter by galactose
Cellular component (GO): nucleus
Molecular function (GO): RNA polymerase II cis-regulatory region sequence-specific DNA binding; DNA-binding transcription factor activity, RNA polymerase II-specific
Source: RefSeq, a predicted model, not a curated record
AUGUUUCUCGUAGCCACGUCACGACGGAACGCGGCUGCGAUGAACCUGGGCAUCGCUGCGCACGCGUCUUACGCUCUCGGUAUCCAUCAGCGGGAAGUUUCGAAGUUGUUCAAAACUGAUGAGCAUCAAGUAAGAGAAAAGGCUUGGAAGACCAUGCGAGCCCAAGACGUUUUCUUGAGCGGUUCCCUAGGUCGACCUUUGGCAGAAGCCGAGACGCGCUCCGUGAUGGAGGGCGGCUCUUGCGCAGUGGUCAGCCUUUGCUGGAUCACAGAACGUAUCGCCACCGAGGUCUAUUUCCAGCGGGUCGCCUCGAUGGAGACUGUGGAGGAAAUUCGCAAACAUCAUCGGAAAUGGGUUUCCCUCCUACCGCGAGGAACUUGGACGGACGGUAUCUUGCCAAUGCUCCACGUGGAAGACCCCGGGAGGCCCAAUCUUGGGCUCUGUCACUUAUGUUGUGAAUAUUAUGUCAGCAUUCUGCUGUCGACCAGACCAUUCUUGCUGAACCUGUCAAUCAAAGCCGCCAAAGAGCCUGACACCGUGGAAUAUUCACCACCUAUCGAGUCAUCUGCCGUACCGCUGGAGCGAGCUCUGGUCUAUGCUUGCAUCGCCUCUGCCAUCCGUAUCACCGAGACAAUUCGUCCCUUGUUGACACAUGGAGCCCUUCAGAAACGACUGCCCUUUAUCUUCAGUCAACUCGGUCAAGAAACUCAGUUCAAGGCUCCCCCAGUCAAUUCGGACUCCACGGGACAGUCAUUACCAGUCCAAGAAGAUAGUCCUCAAACUGGAAACGAUGAGUGGCAGACAGACGCUGAGAACGACGGGUUUCUCUUUGACGCUGACGUGUAA